AUGACUGCUCUGCUAGCCAACCUCAGCGUGCUCCCCUGGGGCACCGAAACACUCCAGGGGGUCUUCGCAGAUGGAACCAUCAACCUGACAGUGCCCGCGAUGCCCGGCGGGUACAACCACCAGGAGGUGGGGCAGGAGAAGGGGAGCAGCGGGCAGCCACAGGCCCCGGCGCUCUGCACGCUGUGCUGCUGCGGUCUGCUGAACCGCACCCUAGCUGUGGUGUUCAUGGUCACCCUGGCCUUCGCCAUUGUGGUGGGGAACGUGGUCACUCUCACCGUCUUCAUGCAGACGCGGCAGUCGCGCACCCCACAGGGCUACCUCAAAGUGUCCCUGGCUAUUGCGGACAUGCUCGUCGGCGUCCUGGUGGUGCCGUUUUCCGUCUACACUGAGAUCUCGCUAAUGGUGACCAGCACUCCUCCUGCAUGGUACCAGGCCUCAGUGGCACCUAUGGACAUGGCGCAUCACAGCGAUGCCAGCAGCAUCAGCAGCAGCAGUGGGACUACUGGCGGUGGUGGUGGGGGUGGCGGGAGUAACGCGUCCUUACCCUGGCAGCCGUGCAUGCUGAUCGGACCCGUGUUCGCCGGCUGCACCUUCGUGUCCAUCAGCACCAUCUUCCUGAUGACGCUGGAGCGCAGCGUGGCCAUCCUACGGCCGCUGCACAAGGACGUGCUGGUGACGCGGCGGCGCGCGCUGCUGCUCAUCCUGCUCAGCUGGGCCGGCAGCUUCCUGCUGGCCGUGGCGCCGCUGGUGCUGAGCCGUAGCUUCACGCUGGAGUACAACCCCUGCAGCCGCAUGUGCAACUACGCGCCGCUCUGGGACCCGGUGCAGCAGCCGCGGCCUCCGCCCGACGCCCACGUCAUGCUCCUCUUCCCCGCCUUCGACUUCUCGCUGCUGGGCGGCACGCUGGCCGUCAACAUCGUGUCCUUCACCAGCAUCCGGAGGUACUCACGCAAGCGCAAGCUGCUGGCAGAGGGGAGCCUGGGUGGGGAGAGCUCCGGAGGAGGAGGAGGGGGUUGGUGCCAGCACCGGCCGUCUUUCUCCGACAUCAAGGCGGCCAAGACCAUCGGCAUCCUGACGUUCGCCUUCACGGCCUCCUUCUCGCCCAUCGCCGUGUUUGUGCUGGGCAACGUGGUGGGCUACACCUGGUGCAACUUCUCCUUCUUUGCUUUCUGGAUCCUGGCCGCCAACAGCUGCUGCAACGUGGUCAUCUACAGCGUCAGGGACCAGCGUUUUCGGAAGGGCGUCACGUUGCUUUUCCACAGGGAACGCUCCAUCCCCACGGGGGAGAAGACUUGA
Molecule: messenger RNA, 1296 nt
Organism: Engraulis encrasicolus (European anchovy)
Lineage: Eukaryota; Metazoa; Chordata; Actinopteri; Clupeiformes; Engraulidae
Product: trace amine-associated receptor 13c-like
Exons: 2
Coding region: 1-1296 (431 amino acids)
Biological process (GO): chemical synaptic transmission; G protein-coupled receptor signaling pathway, coupled to cyclic nucleotide second messenger; adenylate cyclase-inhibiting serotonin receptor signaling pathway
Cellular component (GO): dendrite; plasma membrane
Molecular function (GO): G protein-coupled serotonin receptor activity; serotonin binding; neurotransmitter receptor activity
Source: RefSeq, a predicted model, not a curated record